Emiliania huxleyi CCMP1516 is the source of this 519-nucleotide messenger RNA. RefSeq lists its product as hypothetical. Gene Ontology annotation, biological process: NAD+ metabolic process. Gene Ontology annotation, molecular function: flavin adenine dinucleotide binding; kynurenine 3-monooxygenase activity; NAD(P)H oxidase H2O2-forming activity. The coding region runs from base 1 to 519 and encodes 172 amino acids. Lineage: Eukaryota; Haptophyta; Isochrysidales; Noelaerhabdaceae. The record is from RefSeq and is a predicted model, not a curated record. The transcript has 2 exons.
AUGCUACACGGCGAUAACCGAUAUCGAUGUGUGCCGAGCAUCGCGUCCAGCACGUCGACAUCGCUAUCAUUGGCGGUGGUCCGUGUGGCCUUUCUUUCGUACUCGAACUCCGUCGGUGUCGUGCUUGACGCAGCCAGCCAUCGACACGUUGCGUUGGUUGGCGAUGCCAGCAAUGGAAUGUACUCGCUGUUUGGACAAGGCUGCGCAUCAGCUCUGCUGCAAGCUGACAUGCUCGCAGAAGCUUUGGCCACUCCCGGCGACCAAUCUUUGGAGUCCAUGCUCUCCUCUUAUUCCGAAGCCUCGGUCAAAGAAGGCCACGCCAUUGCCGAACUCAAUCUGAUUACUCAUGCGUUGCGGCAGCCGUUUCCGAUAAGGCAAUUGGCGCUCUGGCAGGCGAAAGGUAUCAGCAAGAGACUGGCCGAGGAAGUAGCAUACAACGAGAUUCUACGGAAGCACCGGUUGGCAAUUUGGUUGAGCAAGUUCUUUUGGCGCGGCCUCAGGACAUCCGCGCAAACCUAG